GUGCAUCGUCGUGCUUCCAACACAAUCAAGCGGUCAGAGGCAAGCAGGCUCCAGCUCUUCUAAACCAGUCGCGCAUUCAACAUGGCGAGUGAUCUAAAAGAGAGCGCGCUCAACAGCGCACAUGAUUACUAUGAUCUCCUAGGCAUAUCUCCAGUGGCAGCCGAAUCAGAAAUCAGGCGCGCAGGGCGCAAGACUGCCUUGAAGUACCAUCCGGAUAAGGUGGGAAACGACCAAUCGGCUGUCGAGAAAUUUCACUUACUUCAAAUUGCGAUCGAAGUUCUCUCCGACGAGAACCUGCGACAGCUCUACGAUAACGCACGCCGCGCUCGCGAGGAGAAAAAAGCACGAGAUCAGGCAUAUGCAGGGCGACGGAGAGACUUAAAGGAAGACUUAGAACGGAGGGAACGCGAAGGCGUUGCUGGUCUCAAGCGCAAACACGAGGAGGAUCCGGAAGAGGAGGCAUUCCAACGUGAACUGAGGAGAUUAGCGGCUGAUGGCGCUCGGCGGCGGAAGGAGCGAGGUGAGCAGCUAUGGAGGGAGGCGCAGGCAGAAUACGAGCGAGAACAGGCGGAAAUGCACCCUACAACACCACCUACCAAAAGCGCUGGGCCACAAGAAAUUGACAGAACGAUCAAGCUGCGGUAUUUGGCAAGCGCCACUAGCGCUCCUUACAAAGAUGAGCUCACCGCGACAUGGAGUAAAUUCGGCGAAAUACAGGAUGUUGUCACGGUCACAAAGAAGGUCAAAGUGGAAGGCGAGAAGCACAGGAAGGAGUAUACGACAGCUUUGAUCGUGUACAAAAGUAUCGUCGCAGCGCAUGCAGCUGUUACCGACUUCCCGGAUCUGGCAAAGCAAGGCUCCCAUUGGUCGAUAUUCGAGAACGUCAACUGGGCCGGCGGGCAGGAGCCAGACUGUAUACCGAAGCCAAAGACAACCGCUCCUGCCUCCACUGCACCUGAUGUUACGCCUCAAAAGGACCCCACUACCCCUAAUCUUGAUUGCUUACGUAAUGAUGGGGGUCUGCGGAAGGUGCCCUCUUUCUCCAGUUUCAAAGGCACUCCAAAGGGAUCGAGUGUGAAGACGGGGUCAAGCGCUGGAAGUGGUCUGAGUUCAGAAGAAGCGACCAUGAUCCGCAUCAAAAAUGCGGAACGACGCAGACUGGCGGAGGAGCUUCGGAAGCAGGAGGAAGCACAAGACGCAGCAGAGAAGCAAGAAUUGAAAGAAUAGGGCAAUGCAUAAAUGCACAAAUGCGAAAAUGUAGGACCUGUCGCUCUGACUUUGCAGGCAUUACAGCACCGACGGAGGUCAAGAUGCCGCAACUUUCAAAUUCGCUGAGCUCUCGAGAGUUUGCUGACUUGGAAACUUCCGAUCAUGCAAGUUCAUGCGCAGCUGGCAGAAGUGUAGAAGCAGCAGAACAAUGGGGGUAUAUGAUUCAGAGACAAGGCAUAGCAGCUUAAAUCUACCACGUUCUGGGCACUACUAAGUUAACGAGAAUUCGAACGUUAUGGCCUGGAUUUACUUGACUGCCGGAGACACUUUAUUUUCAUGUCGUGUCCACGGACAUUUUUGAAGCCCAAAUACGAUGUUUACGCGUAGCGUUGGCCCCUU
Cercospora beticola is the source of this 1608-nucleotide messenger RNA. RefSeq names its product J domain-containing protein. The record is from RefSeq and is a predicted model, not a curated record. Gene Ontology annotation, biological process: spliceosomal complex disassembly. Gene Ontology annotation, cellular component: spliceosomal complex. Lineage: Eukaryota; Fungi; Ascomycota; Dothideomycetes; Mycosphaerellales; Mycosphaerellaceae.